AGGACCGUCACAAGUGGAAGCAUUAUAACAUAAUGGAGUUUCUUCGUGAUACCAGUCUAUCGAAGGACACGUCGAGUAAUAUUCCUAGCACAAAGAACGAGCUAUUAUCGGUGGACCAGUCAACUUCUCAAGUAGAAAGUCCGAUUGACAUAGAUCCAAAUGACAGUAGUAGCACAGAAACGCUAACCUUAUCAAGUACUUUUACGAGUGGAAAAAGACGAAGACUCAAUACCAAUUCCACUAUUAAUAGCAAUAUUUCAGUUGGUUCUACGAAUCUGUUGAAUAAACUAAUCCAAAUUUUUGAGAGACGAGAAAAGGCGCAAAAUGUUGCACCACCAAAUAUAGAUGAUUCAUUCGAUGAGGUGGAUCAUAUGCUACAAACAGCAGCAUUACAUUUGCGCAAAAUGUCGCCUCAACUACAAAUGCGAACUCUACAUGAUAUUGUCCAAAUGACCUUCUCCAGACUACAGGAAGAAAGGAAUAAUAACUAAGUUUUUUUCAGCUGGAUGUUUUAGAAGAU
Messenger RNA from Temnothorax curvispinosus, 520 nucleotides. RefSeq lists its product as uncharacterized. NCBI's taxonomy places the organism in Eukaryota, Metazoa, Arthropoda, Insecta, Hymenoptera, Formicidae. The coding region runs from base 33 to 491 and encodes 152 amino acids. The record is from RefSeq and is a predicted model, not a curated record. The transcript is spliced from 3 exons.